AUGAUGCGUGAGACUAUUGCCAUUCCUGCCGCUUUGAAUGAGUUUCCAAGGAGACACCGUCAGUACAAUCCUCCUGAAACUGUCGCUCGAGUCGCAGACAUCAAGGUCAAGGCUCAUGUCGACAUUCCUGACGUUAUCUGCGACCGCAAGCAGAACAAAGAGUACUCAAGAGGCUCAUUACUAGGAGAGGCAGAACAUGAUGAUGACCAAUUUGAGAGCAAUAAUGUGCAGGGUGGAUUUGCACAAUGUUAUCAAGUAACAGACAGCACUGGUGCUGCGUUUGCUGCCAAAGUGAUACCCAAGACAUCAUUACGCACUCCAAAGCAAAAGCACAAGUUGUUUGCCGAAAUCAAGAUACAUCAAAUGUUGUCGCAUCCAAACAUUGUAAAAUUCCAUCACGUUUUUGAGGAUGAUCAUAACGUAUAUAUGAUUCUGGAGCUCUGUCACAACAAGACCUUUGUUGAUUUUCUUAAACGAAGACGACGUAUGACUGAACCUGAAGUUCGAUACUUUAUGCUCCAGCUGCUCAGUGGAGUCCAAUAUAUGCAUCGAGAACGUAUCAUACAUAGAGACCUCAAGUUAGGGAAUCUCUUUAUUUCAUCCGACAUGCAGCUCAAGAUUGGUGAUUUUGGAUUGGCAGCUAUAUUAAAGCAUGACGGAGAGAGGAAAAAAACCAUAUGUGGAACACCCAACUAUAUCGCGCCAGAGGUCUUGUUUGAUACAAACAAUGGUCAUAGUUUUGAAGUGGAUAUAUGGUCAUUGGGAGUUGUCAUGUAUACGAUGCUGAUUGGAAAGCCGCCUUUUCAAACAAAGGAUGUCAAGGCCAUCUACAAGAAGAUUCGGGAAAACAGUUACGAGUUUCCUUUAAGCGUAGAGGUCUCGGAUUUAGGAAGAUCUCUUAUUGCAUCUCUCUUGCAUUCUAAGCCCGAAAGCAGACCGGUCAUCGAUGACGUGCUUCGUCAUCCAUUCUUCUCAGAAGCAAUACCGGCAUCCAUACCGAUAUCUGCAUUACAUGAAAUACCACACUUCCCAACUCUGAUUCGAAUACCACAACCAACAACACCCACCGCAUCGUCGCUGUUAAAUGGGCUUGCCACACUCUCAGUAUCACCACAACAUCCUCCAAGGCCGGCUAGAACGGUGUUGGCUGAAUUAGGACUUCAAGCUGCUACUCAAACACCGUCUAUUAGUCCAUUAAAUGAGAAUGUCUUGUCGAACGGAACAACGCCAAAUGGAUCUCCGUCUUCGUUAUUGCAUGUUCAAAUGCCUGGUGCUUAUGUUACAAGCACACUUAGAUUGCACGAUACACGGUCGAAUGGCGCUGGCGCACUGCGAUCUAAGUACUCUCCAGCUCGCAUGUCACCGGCUCCCAAAAUACCUCAAGUGCCAAGUCCUCAAACAUCACCUCCCAUAAUAAAAGCUUCUCUUCCCGCUAAUGCAAUAUCGUCCCCGCCUUUUUCGCCGGCAAUCAAGGCUUUUCGAAUGUCUACGUAUCAAACAGCAACCACUAAUAUGAAUGGGUCUUCACCGGCACCUGUAUUAAGUCGCUCAGUGUCAUCACCGUUAAUACACAGGACGGAAGAUGUCAAGUCUUCCACACCGUUACUUUUUAGACAAUCAGUCAUUGGUUCAGUGACGAAUCGAUACGUCAAUGUUUUGGAGUCGAUGCAAGACAAUCUGACAAGAGCACUAGAUGACAUUAAAGCUGGUGUGAUAUCUCGGCAUGCUCCUAUACCAGAUGAAAUACUUCAGACGCCGAAAGUGUUUAUCAGCAAGUGGAUUGACUAUUCUAACAAGUAUGGGUUGGGAUAUCAACUGACGAAUGGAUGUGUUGGUGUCUAUUUCAAUGAUUCGACUAGCAUCAUACUCGCUCCUGAUCAACAGCAUUUUGAGUAUCUGUAUUGUGAUCGAGAGUCCAUCAGAAGUAGUAUACAUCGUCAAGCGUACACCAUGUCGACAUAUUCAGCAGAGUUGAACAAGAAGGUGACUCUGUUAUUGCACUUUCGUAGCUAUAUGCAGGAGAAUCUCUUUCAGGCUUGCUCGUUGCAAUGUGCUGACACUACUGCAACUCAGAAUCUGGAAUUCUUGACCAAGUAUAUGAGGACAAAGCAUGGUGUCGUCUUUCGGUUGUCUAAUCGCGUAGUUCAGAUCAAUUUUUUUGAUCACAGUAAAAUAGUAUUGUCGAAUGAUGCACAGACUAUCACGUAUAUUGACAAGGCACGGACGAUGCAAACAUUGUCCCUAAACACUCUGACUAAGAGAUACGGUGAUGCAGCAAGUAAACAAGAAGUUAUCGAUAGGUUGCAUUAUGCAAAGGACAUUAUUGCACAGAUGAUUGUAAAGAAGCAAUCGAGACAAAGAGCUUCGUAA
Messenger RNA from Synchytrium microbalum, 2370 nucleotides. RefSeq lists its product as uncharacterized. Gene Ontology annotation, cellular component: centrosome; nucleus; spindle pole body. The record is from RefSeq and is a predicted model, not a curated record. Gene Ontology annotation, molecular function: ATP binding; protein kinase activity; protein binding. The transcript is spliced from 19 exons. Lineage: Eukaryota; Fungi; Chytridiomycota; Chytridiomycetes; Synchytriales; Synchytriaceae. Gene Ontology annotation, biological process: mitotic cell cycle; protein phosphorylation; regulation of protein localization to mitotic spindle pole body. The coding region runs from base 1 to 2370 and encodes 789 amino acids.